Molecule: messenger RNA, 1548 nt
Organism: Prunus armeniaca (apricot)
Lineage: Eukaryota; Viridiplantae; Streptophyta; Magnoliopsida; Rosales; Rosaceae
Source: the annotation of a GenBank genome assembly
AUGGUUAAGUGUGAUUUCCAACAACAGCUGGGGCAACCAAAGUUUCAAAGGUUGUAUGUUUGUUUAGGAGCUGCUAAGGAAGGCUUCAAAGCUGGGUGCAGGCCUAUUAUAGGUUUAGAUGGGUGCUUUUUGAAGAGUGUUUAUGCAGGGCAAUUGUUAACUGCUGUGGGUAUAGAUGCCAAUAAUGAAACCUGGGUAAUUGCUUAUGCAGUUGUGGAAUCAGAGUGCAAGGAAUCUUGGAUUUGGUUUCUAGAGCUAUUGGUUAAGGACUGUGAGAUUGUGAAUCAAUUUGGGUUCACCUUUAUAUCCGACAAACAAAAAGGUUUACUGCCUGCUUUUGAGCAAGUGGUCCCUAAUUGUGACCACCGGUUCUGUGCAAGACACCUGUUUUCCAACUAUAGUCUGCUUUUCAAAGCAAAAAGCCUCAGAGACAAGUUUUGGGAAGCAUCAUAUGCAACCACUGUCCCCCACUUUACAAGGGCCAUGGAAGACCUGAAAAAACUGUCAAAUGAUGCAUAUGAAUGGCUAACCAGUCCUGAUAAACCUCCAAGGCAUUGGUCCAAGUCACACUUCAACACUCAUUUGAAGUGUGACAUGUUGUUGAAUAAUCUUUGCGAGUCUUUCAAUGCUACCAUAUUGGAAUGUAGGGAUAGACCAAUUCUGUCAAUGUUUGAGUAUAUUAGAUGUAAGUUAAUGAGGAGAAUACAAGGAAGAAGGGACAAAAUGCUGAAAUGGAACAAGCCUAUCUGCCCAAGGAUAUUUAAGAAGGUGGAGGGAAAUAAAGCCAAGGCAGGUGCUUGUGUGGCAAUGUGGUCAGGUGGAGGUAAAUUCCAAGUGUCAGCUGGUGGCCAUGCACAAUAUAUUGUGGACUUGGAAUUGAGAACUUGUUCUUGUAGAGCUUGGGAUUUGCAGGGAUGCCCUUGUGUUCAUGGUAUUGCAGCCAUAAAUUAUAAAGGGGGUCUUAAUGUCUUGGAUUUUGUGGAUGACUGCUAUUUGAAAACAACUUACUUGAAGACAUAUGAGAAUCUCAUACUGCCUAUGAAUGGGAUGGAUAUGUGGGAUAGGAGUGACUUUCCUCCAUGUCUUCCUCCUUCUUACUCUAAACAGCCUGGAAGGCCAAGAAAAUGUAGAAACAAAGAACAUGAAGAGUACAAGGGCAAGAUGAAGAUGAGAGCAUCAAGCAACCAAUCUGAAACUACAUUGUCUCGCAUUCCCAACACACAGGACUCUCUCAAAUGUGGCCAAUGUGGUAAAAAAGGGCACAAUAAGAGGACUUGCCAUAGGAAUCUUCCCCCAAAAGCCAAACCUGCAACUAAGAGGAAGAGGGGUACUGAAAAUACCCAGACCACUCCAUCUGACACAUCCACUCUAGCUGGUGGUCCAAGCACCCUAAAGCAAAGAUCCAAGCCUCCAAGGCGUGUGCAAAAAGGGAAGCCAAGUAAGAAAGGACAUGCCACUUCUGCAGCACAACCACCUUCCCUUCAUGUCCUCAUGCAUCAACUUCUGUUUCAACUGCAGGAUCAAAUGUUGUGCAUUGAAGCUGACUGA